Passer domesticus (house sparrow) is the source of this 5350-nucleotide messenger RNA. It is a transcript of the gene MARCHF2, whose product is annotated as membrane associated ring-CH-type finger 2. Gene Ontology annotation, biological process: protein ubiquitination. The transcript is spliced from 4 exons. Lineage: Eukaryota; Metazoa; Chordata; Aves; Passeriformes; Passeridae. The record is from RefSeq and is a predicted model, not a curated record. The coding region runs from base 2106 to 2699 and encodes 197 amino acids. Gene Ontology annotation, molecular function: ubiquitin-protein transferase activity; zinc ion binding.
UCUUGAGCUAACUGUGACAGGCCAGAACUGCUGGUUUGUGGGAUUUAUCCAAGGCACAAGCCUGUGGCUCAUGUACAGGAAGGUGAUUGUGACAUGAGAGGUGUUUUUGUUGCAGUCUCAAACACUUGCUCUUGUUGUGUGUUCUGGAUCUGGUGGGGGGCCUAAGAUUGCAAACCAAAACACCAUGCAGUGGUCUUGGAGGCUUCUGGAGUGUGCAGUUGCUUGCAUGUAGUGCCCUCAGAAAUGGUGCCACCAAGGUGUGGGGUGAUGCAUCUGCUCUGCAUGGUGCUGCUGGACCAAGGAGAGUUUAGGCUGUUGACCUGUUGGAGGGAGCUGUGCAGAGCUCGAAUUUUGCAGGCAGGCAGGUGAGGUGUUGCAUGUUGGGGAUGAGCUGGAUGUGUCAGGGUUAUCCAAAGCAGCCCUGGCUUUUUUAUUCUGCUUGUUUGUAUUCAGUGUUCUGUCUCUGCCCUGAUGUGUGUGAUGGGAUCUGUCAGUGGGGAUGUGAUUCUCAUGACGCCCUGUGCCCUUUAUUUGCUCAUCCCUAAGGGACUGUUUCUGUCCCUCUCUUAACCCUCUCUAUUACCAGCCCUUCAUUUUCCUUGGCGCUCUUAAUCUCUUGCUCGAAUCUCCUUCCAACAAGCAUUUAUCUCUGUGUCUUUCCCUUCUGAUGCAGUUUCUAGCACUUUCUUGACCUUUUUCCAGGUUCUUGUUGAGAAUGCCUGUGAUGUCACUGUGGUCAGCCAGCUGCAUUGGCUGUGGCUGGUCCUGCUCAUGGGGACAUAAAACCCUGCUUGGCUGCCACUCACACGUGCACAGUAAAAUCCUUUGAACAGCUGGGCGUUAGUCUUGGCUUUCCAAAGCUAAAGUGUCUGAACACUUUUCUGCAUCUCCAAAGGAUUGUGCAGGGGAGUGUUUGGAUGCUGGAAGUGCCCUGGUUUUUCAGGUGUGUUUGAAGCUGUGAUGGUGUGUCACCCAUCAGAAACAGAGGCUCAAAGGGAAGGGAACUGGGACUCUAAAAUCCCUUUGUCACAUGCACCGUGACAGUGAAUUUAAUAAUUCCAGCUGAGGAUGGAAGGUCUAAUUCCCUCCAGGCACACACUGGGCAGCAUUGCAGGCAGCCUGCAUCAGUAGGGAAGUCUAAACUUUUCCAAGAGCAGAGCAGGUCUUGGCACAGGGAAUGGCCAGGUGUAGUUCAUGGACAUUCUGUACCAGGUCUAUAGCUGGGGGUGUCUGUGUGUGGUUAGCUGAUCAGCACUACUUUCUAAGUGGAAACAGAAAAUGGCAUUGGAAUUAAUGUUCCUUGUUUUGGAUGUGUUUGCUGUUUUUUGCUGUGGAUUGCACAGAGGCUGCAGGGUGAGGUCACGCUGUGCUGGACGCCAAGGGGCCCGUGCAGAUGAGCAGAACUACAAUGUACUGACUGUGAGCAGCUUCCAAAGAGUUCUUUCCUUUGUGGAUGCUGGGAGAGGGCCUUUCCUCUUCUAGCUGGUGGAUGCUGGCCUGCAUCAAGCAAGUGUAGCACACCAUGUUUCCCUGGGAGGAAGUAAGCGCUGUUUUCUUGAAACAGCAUGACCAAAGUCAAGUCAAAAUGCAUCCAUGGCAAGCCGAGCCUGGGUAUGGACUCUGAGACUCUGUGAGUCUGAGGGACUGUUGCAAGUCCUCAGGACAGGACUUUGUAGUAGUUCUGCAGGUAGAGGCACAAAGCAAAAUGGGCAUUUGGGGACUUGUUUUACUAUUGUUUAAAAUAUUUUGGUUUUUCACACUAAGAACACAGAAGCUUUUCUUAGAAAAUGAAGGGAGAAAUCCAGCAUUGUGAACUAUAAACUACAGGAUGAGUUUAUUUUUUUCUCCACUUGACUUUGACUCUGCUUUGAAUAUUUGGAGAUUUCAGAGUUUCCAAACUAGUUUUUUUUUUCCCUUCCAGACUGAAGUUUGAGCUGGUGUGUCUCUUCUCUCUCCCAGUCUAAUUUACUCUGGCUAACUUAUGCUUCUGCCUGCUCUUAGCUCCAGCCUUUCCCACAAUAGAGAAGUGGUCUCGGUUACUGACUCCUGUCCUCUUGGAAGCACUCUGGGCACUUCUCAGUGAGUGACACCUGGGCACACAAGCCAUGAGGUCUCCCGGGUGCCGGGCCCGGGACAGAGGGGCCCAGAGCUGCCAUGACGACAGGGGACUGCUGCCACCUCCCUGGCUCCCUGUGCGACUGUCCGGGAAGCGCUGCCCUCUCCAAGUCAGUGGAGGAGUCGGACCUCGGGCGCCCGCAGUACAUCACCCAGGUCACGGCCAAGGACGGGCGCCUCCUCUCCACGGUGAUCAAGGCGCUGGGCGCCCAGAGUGGCUGAAGGACCCCGGGCCCCGCAAUGAGAAGAGGACGCUGUUCUGUGACAUGGUGUGUUUCCUGUUCAUCACUCCCCUGGCGGCCAUCUCGGGCUGGCUGUGUCUGCGCGGGGCCCAGGACCACUUGCAGUUCAACAGCCGGCUGGAGGCCAUCGGACUCAUAGCACUCACUAUAGCACUUUUCACCAUCUACGUCCUCUGGACACUGGUCUCGUUCCGCUACCACUGCCAGCUGUACUCGGAGUGGCGAAGGACCAACCAGAAAGUCCGCCUGAUGAUCCCGGCCUCGCGGAGCCCCCAGCCCCUGCCCCACUCCCUCCUCUCCGCCAAGCUCAUGAAGAAGGCGGCGGAUGAGACCACGGUCUGAGCCGUGCCGCGGCCGGCCAGGGUGGCCCAGGGACCCUGGCAGCUGUGGGGGCACUGGAAAACAAUCAUCCCACCCAAAGGGACUCUGUGCUCAGCACGUGCUUUAGACCUUGGCAAAGAGACACAUAAUCAACAUCUGUGGGUGAAAUGGCCCAAAAGAGCCUGAUGGCAGAAAAUGCCUGUCUGCAGGGACACUUUCCUAUAACGAAAUACCAUACAUGGAAAACAUCUCCCUCUAUAUAUAUAUAUCUAUAUAUAAUAUUUUUUAAUGGCCAUGCAUAUUGUGUUUCAAUCCUUUUGUGUUGAUGUUCUAAGCUUCAGGAUAGAAGCUGGCAACCUGAUCUCAUUCAGAGGUUAAAUCAAUGCCUUUUCUCCAAAUGAUCAUAUGAGGAACACUUUUCAUCAACCAUUCUUGAAAGUCCCUUUAUCCUUUGCACUAAAUUGGUUUUGAUAUACUGCAGCAGCCUUCCCGUUACUCUUUGGUCUUUUUUGUGGUGUUCUGUCCUUUCUAGAAAGCUGAGUGUUUUUAAUAAUUAUUAUAAUCCCAGAAGGAGUAAAAUGACAUAAUACUGAAUGGAGACAUUUUGUAUUGUAAAGUACUGUAAUUUUGAGAAUUUCAAAAUCAGUUUCAGAAUGAGAGAAUCUUUUCCGGUGCAGACAUGAUCUCACAAAAUGCUUUCCUUGAGAUCCUGGCUUAUCCCCAGGACUCAGAUGCACUCAGCCCUUGGUCUGUCUGGCAAAGGUAGAUGGAGGAUCCGAGGGUGGGAAGAGAUGGCUCUGUACUAGCUAAACCCACCAUUGCCUUUUGCUUUGAAAAGAUUGAGAAAGGAGCUUUCCUGACCCCAGAAGGUGGGAGUUGGAGUUUCUGUUUGCUGAUGUCCUUUUGCCAGCUUGAGGCUGGACCUCCUGUAGCAUCAGUUUCACACGUACCUUAGGGGACAGGCCAUGCCCUGGCAGGACGCAGGUGCUCUUGGCUGUCUCUGCACUUUAUUUGCACAUUCCAGAGGAGCUGCUGGGAUUGGGUUCAUCCCUGGUAGUGCUGCCUGCCUGUUGUGUCCUCUAGUGAAAUACCAACCCAGUGUGUUGGUCCCAAAGAACAGGCUCUGGGUCCCUUGUCCUGUGGGGCCGGUGUUCCUCCUUCUCCUGCUCCUUUCACCUGUGUUUCCAGUACAUGCAGCUCUCAAAGCCCUCUGUCUGAGAAUGCCCCCUUUGCCAAGAGUCCCCCUGGUUUGGCUUUGGUCCUUGCCUCUGCCACCUCACCCUGCCAGACAGUGCCUGGUGCUGAGCUUUCCUGAGUGGCACAGGCUGUGAGGACACUGGUGGUGCUGCUGCCCUGCCAGGGCUCCAGAGCUGUGUGCAGCUGCUUUGCUGGAGCCUGGGCUCUGGCUCCAUGGUGGUGAGGGUAGAGAGCAGGCAAGAGGCAGGCUCUGAGGGGCCUGUGUCCUUGCAGUGCAUGGUGGUGGUCGUGCACUUAUCCCUCUGCCCCUUUGCUGAAAGCAAGUGGGUCAGUGCAAUGCCCUGUGAGAUGGAGAUCUGUAAUUUCCUGAAUUCAAAGCACCAUGUGCACCUCCUCCUCCUCCUCUCUGUCUGUCUGCAAAGCAGGAUGUGUUUCCUUGUGUGUUCCCUCAGCCUGAGCUGGUAGUUGCUGGUGGCCUGAACAGCAGGGACCAGUGUGCUGUCUUGCCCAACAGGAUUGCUCCAGCCCUUGGCCCUGGUGUCUGCUCUCCUCUGUUCCCUCUCCCAGGUGCAGCUUGGGGAUACCCUGACACAUCUUGCAGCAGCCUCUCUGUGCCCUGAGGGCUGCUCUGAACUGGUCUCUGUUCAAGCGUGAGGGGCUGGUGUGACUGUGGGGUGAAUGUCCUCUGCUGCAGCCAGGCUGCACAUCUCUGCUCCCCUCUCUCGGCCAGCCCCCCGACUGUCCCUUCCCUUCUUCCACAUACCUGGGGUGUCUGCCCUUUUCCCAGUCAUGCACUCAUGCAGGGAUUACUCUGCUUCUGGUACUCUUGGUGGAGAGGCUGCUGCAGCCCAGCUCCAGUCCCAGUCCCUGCUCCAGUCCCAUCCCAUUCCCAUGCAGGUGCUCCCCACCCUGCACAACCUUCCAUAGCAGCAGGCUCUGCACCACUGCUCUGUGCCUUGUCCUGAGUGCCCCUUCCUUCAGCCCCUUCCCAACAAACCCUCUGUCACUAGGACAUCACCAGUGAAGAAAAAUGGAGGGGUGGUUUAACCUUCCCAGCCCUGGCUGCCUCCCAGGAGCUUGGCCCCACAAGGCACCGAGUUCUGCAGAUGAGGGAUGCUCUCUCCCAUUGCAUGUCCCCAGGGUAAGGACUUCAUGGAGCCAAUGUUCCAGUUAAGAAACCCACCAUCAAUCCAGAUAUGCAACUGUGAAAGCCAGAAGCCCUUGGCUGGGGCAGUGGGGGCCCAGUCCUGUCUGUGGCCAUGGCUGCACCCAGCAUCCUUGGCUUUGCUGUCAUUGCCAGAAAUGGGAGCUGUUGCAUGUGCCCCCACAAGACCCAGUAGUGACUCUUUGAGUCUUGUCCUCCUUCCCAGAGGUGUUCAGCUCGUGGAUGUGGGCAAUUGGUGUCUGACCCACCACGUUCCAGUGCGUUCUGGGGAAAUGGGCUGUGCAAUGAUGUAAAUAAAAGUGAGACAAAC